UAGAUACAAAAAUAUUGUAUUAUAAAUCAUACAAAAAAUGUGUAAUGAUCCUAACAGGCUACAAUUCAAAGGAGGAAAUCCCGGUGCUGUCCAAUUCGGUAAUUUUAUAAAUUAUUAUCAGUUUCAUUCGCCGGAUGAUCGGAUAAAGUUGCUGCCGGAAAAUAUUUGGAACAUCGAAAGUACUUGCAUUGCCCUAGAUGUAGGUUGUAAUGCAGGGAAUUUAACCGUCGCUUUAAGGGAUUUUUUAUUGAAUCGUUCAUCGAAGGAUUCCUCGAUACUAGGUAUCGACAUCGAUCCUCUAUUAAUAGACAGAGCGAAAGAGCUCGCAGCAGAUAACGUGACUUUUACAUGUUUAGAUAUAAUGGACGAAUCGGAGAGGAAUGAGAUAAUAAAUAAUUUCUUAUUGUCCAAGGAAAAAGAGAGAUUUUCUAUAGUGUUCUGUUUUUCCACCUCUAUGUGGAUACACUUAAAUUACGGUGAUGAAGGAUUGAAAUCGUUUUUAAAAUAUUUAUGCUCUGUUACCGAUACACUAGUGUUAGAAGCUCAACCGUGGAAAUGUUAUAAAACCGCUGUAAAACGAAUGAAACAAAAUAACUUCACAUUUCCUGAAUUCGGUAAACUGAAACUUAGGGAAAACAUCGAAAGUGACAUUCAAACCAUUUUAACAAACGAUUGUAAUAUGAUUAAAUUAUUUGAAAGUGAUAAAAACGCUUGGGAUCGAAAAUUGCUAAUAUUUAAGCGUAAAAGUUAAUUUUAUUUGUUGUAUUUUAAUAAAAAAAUGAACAAAA
Molecule: messenger RNA, 788 nt
Organism: Phyllotreta striolata
Lineage: Eukaryota; Metazoa; Arthropoda; Insecta; Coleoptera; Chrysomelidae
Source: the annotation of a GenBank genome assembly